AUGCUCGACGCGGCGCUGCACAACCGCCUGCAGCCUGUCGCCACUUCAUCAGGGCAUGCGCCCCUCGUCGUCCUGAGCGACUCGCUCCUCCAGCCCUCGCUCGCCGCCCUGCGUACCUUUGUCCACUCGGCACUCGUCGCCCCGCCGCAGGGCAGCGUCGUCCUCGUGUGCGCAGAGCAGCAGUCGCACCGCUUGCUGCCGCCCAGGCCCACCUACGACCCGCAGCGGGUGCGCGUCGUCGACGGCUUGCUCGCCGCCCCGUUCGCCUCGAUCUCGACCGCGACCUCGCCCUCGACACUCGCACCGUGCGCGAGCUACGACUCGGUCGACCUGUCGGCCACGUCCGGCACCGCCGACCUUGUCGCCGCAGCAACGGGCGCCAUCGCCGCCGCCGACGACCAUGCUCCGCUCCUCGUCGUGCUCGACUCGGCCAACGCGCUCGCCGACGAGCUCGAGGGCGGCGUCAGCGACGCGCUGAGGGUCGUCAAGGCCUGCUUGGGCGCGCUCAAGGGCAGGAAGGGUGCACGCCUGGUCGUCGUCCACCACGACGACUUUCCGCCCUGCCCCACCUCGUCCUCGUCCGCCUCGCCGUCCGCCCUCGUCCCCUCCCUCCUCGCCUCGCUCCUCGCGCCAACCCUCUCCCCCUCGACCCUGCACCUCUCGCUCCGCCCCUCAUCCCACCUCGAAACCCUCGCGACGCACUACGCGCUCCCGCUCCCCGUCGCCCCACUCUCCUCCUCGUCGUCGCCCACCUCGGGCUCGAGCCCGGACCCGCGCGCCCACGGCAUGCUGCGCGCCCUCGCCGCACGCGCAGUCGGCGACCCGUUUGUGCGCCCACGCGGCGCAGAGGAGGAGGACGAGCGCGUCGAGCUCGGCAGGGCGCGGUGCGUCGUCGAGUGGAGCGCGAGGGGGCUCCAAGGCGGCGAGGCGGGCGCAGGGCCCGAGGCUCGGGCAGGCGCGACAGAGGGCAAGGGCAAGGCGAGUGCGGCGGUGGCGGCCCAGGCGAGGGAGCGCGCGAGGGAGAGGGACAGGGUCGCAAAGGGCGAGGUGCCGCGCGUCGUCAGGUGGGGCAUGUGCGGCGCGGCGCUCGGUGCCGGCGGCGGUGAAGCGGGCGCGACCGUGCGAGAGGUCGGCGUGUGGGAGGUCGUUGAUGCGGCGGCGGGGCGGGCACAGCUCUCUCCCCUCGCCUCUCCCUCGCCUUCCGCCCCAACCGCUCCUUCGACAUCCUCCCCCCACCCCGUCCCAGGACCGCCUCCCGUCCACCCGUCCGCCGCACCCGCCGCGUCCGCCUCGCCCCUCACCUUCUCCCUCUCGGACACGCUCACGCCCGCCCAGCUCGCCGCGCGCGCCGCCGUCCCCAACCCGUUCGCGCACGCCAAUCUGCCCAUCUAUGGCCAGGAGGGCUACGUCGUGCCCGUGCUGCCCGGCGCGCUGCGCGAGGGAGGAGGAGGAGGAGGAGGAACGGCGGGAGGCGGAGGAGGGAUCGAGUACACGCCCGAUAGGGGCGAUGAUUGGGACGAGGAGGACCCGGAUGGGGACCUCGAGCUGUAGCGAAACGAGGACCUGGCUGCAGCGAGAGGUGCGCCUCGGCCUU
This is a messenger RNA of Rhodotorula graminis WP1, 1594 nucleotides long. RefSeq lists its product as uncharacterized. The transcript is spliced from 3 exons. Gene Ontology annotation, molecular function: tRNA binding. Lineage: Eukaryota; Fungi; Basidiomycota; Microbotryomycetes; Sporidiobolales; Sporidiobolaceae. Gene Ontology annotation, cellular component: nucleus; elongator holoenzyme complex; cytosol. The coding region runs from base 1 to 1551 and encodes 516 amino acids. Gene Ontology annotation, biological process: tRNA wobble uridine modification. The record is from RefSeq and is a predicted model, not a curated record.